CAGAAAACGCGAGUGGACGUCUUCAAGAGAUCGCGAAAAGUGACUAGUACUCGGAAAACACCGAAAGGCGCUGCUGUUCGAGGAACUAAAGGAUUAACUAACUGAAGCAUAGAAAUGGCUCUGGUGCCGGCAUCAAACACCACGAACGAUUGGGAUUACUGGGAUUACCGCCGUCGCUUGUGGCGCGACUGGGACUUGGCCGACUGGGAUCUGCCCUACUGGAAGCGAUCGCUGUCGCGAGUGGGAUCUGCCCCGGAUCUCAGCCGGGUGAUCGUCGGCAAGGACGGAUUCGAGGCCAAUGUGGACGUGCACCUGUUCAAGCCGUACGAGAUCACCGUGAAGACCACGGGCGACACGGUGGUGGUGGAGGCGAAGCACGAGAAGCGCCGCGAUGGAGACACCUUCGUGGGGCGCCACAUCGUGAAGCGGUUUGUCCUGCCACGCGGCUACUAUCCCAACGACGUGCGGUCGGAGCUGUCCUCGGACGGCAUCCUCACAGUCCGCUGUCCGCCGUACCUGACCAACGAGAGGAGCGUCUACGUCCGCCAAGUGGGUCCCUCGUAUCUAAGCAUCAAGAACUAACCCAGGAAUUAGGAUGAGAGCGUACUUCAGUGUUUUGUUUUUAGUUUCUUUUCUGUUGGAGCAAUUAUUCGAAAUACCAGAGACAUAAAAUUAAUGCACACGAUCAGACCUAGGUCUGAGUUAAUCGUAAGACUAGAAUUGGACUCUUUUUGUAAUUAACAAGCAACAUUUGUUUAGUUAAAUAAAAUAAAAGUUUAAUUUAUUAAUAAUUAA
Messenger RNA from Drosophila bipectinata, 795 nucleotides. Its product is annotated as heat shock protein 27. Gene Ontology annotation, biological process: response to heat; protein refolding. NCBI's taxonomy places the organism in Eukaryota, Metazoa, Arthropoda, Insecta, Diptera, Drosophilidae. The record is from RefSeq and is a predicted model, not a curated record. Gene Ontology annotation, cellular component: nucleus; cytoplasm.